AUGGAUGCAACUAUACCAAAGAAGCUUCACUGGAGCUACUUCACAAGACAACGACGACAUGGAGAAGAUCAAGCAUUUUUCUGUUCUAUUAUUUUCAUCACCCAAAUCUCAACUACUCCAAAUAAGAGAGUUCACAAAACCGUGAUCGACAACUUGAGAUUUUUCAUUCAAAAUGAGCUUGGAUCUUUCUUCUGCUUCGAAGACGACUUGACAAGGCUUUCAAGCACUCUCACUGCAAACAACGCUACGCUUGAAGAUGCCGAGGAGAAGCAGUUCACAAACAAAGUUGUUAAAGAUUGGCUGCAAAAGCUCAAAGAUGCAACUUACACACUUGAUGACAUCUUGGACGAGUACACCACUGAAGCCUUGGAGUUGAAUAUCCCCUCUUAA
Messenger RNA from Arachis ipaensis, 390 nucleotides. The record is from RefSeq and is a predicted model, not a curated record. NCBI's taxonomy places the organism in Eukaryota, Viridiplantae, Streptophyta, Magnoliopsida, Fabales, Fabaceae.